GGAAAUUUUUUUGGGAUUGUGCCAAACCAGAAAAUACCGAUAUCAACCGAGUAGCCAAACACCACCCAAACCCUUAACCCCGCGCCCCAGGGCUUUGAAAACCCUAGAAAACUGAGAAGACUCCACCGUUGGUGGUUUUCAGAGUAUCAAUGUCAGAUAUCAAUGCGACGUCUAUAUGUGAGAGUGCACGAUCAGACUCUCCAAAGCACUUGCUCAAUCGACGGUCCGAAUCUCCGCAACGGCCUUCAAAGAUCGCCAGAACGGACGAUCUCAGUGACGGCGAGCAGCAGGACUCUGUCGCUUCCAAAACCAUGACCCAGAACCCUAGAGUUCAGAGGUACUUGGUUGCGGUUGAGUAUAUUGGGACUCGGUUCUCCGGCUCUCAACAGCAGCUGAAUUGCAGAACAGUGGUUGGUGCUCUUCAGGAAGCUUUUCAUAAAUUUAUUGGACAGCCGGUUUCGAUCUUUUGCUCAAGUCGAACUGUUGUCACGAUGAAUUUCAUGUUGCCACAUGAAAAGGAUGCAGGAGUGCAUGCCUUGUCAAAUGUCUGCCAUGUAGAUGUUGAACGCAUAAGCAAAAGGAAGCCUGGUGAAGUGUUACCACCUCAUGAACCUGCAGUUGUUCGGAGAGCUGUGAACCAUUUCUUACAGAAGAAUGAAGGUGACGUAAUGGUGAUUGAUGUUCGUUGUGUUCCACCUGACUUUCAUGCUAGAUAUAAAGCUCGAGAGCGAACGUACUUCUACCGCUUGCUGUCUGGACCAGAGCCUUUGUCAAGCUUUGAGAAAGAUCGGGCUUGGCAUGUACCUGAGGACCUAGAUCUUCUUGCUAUGCAGAAAGCAUGCAGGGUUCUUGUUGGAUGUCAUGAUUUUAGUUCCUUCAGGGCAGCUGGUUGUCAGGCAAAGUCACCUAUCAGAACUUUAGAUGAACUCUGUGUUUCUGAGGUACUGCCAACUCCAUAUUUUCCAUCAAUCACUGAGAGGGUACAAAAUAAUUUCACGGAGGAGAAUCCCCUUGCUUGCUCCAACAAUGCUGAAGUGCCUGAUAGCCCUUCUACCGCCAAUCAUGAUAGAUUAGAUGGCUUCAACGGUGCUGGUCUAGGAUUUGGCGUAAGGAGAAGACACCGAUGCUUUGUGGUAACUGCACGGGCACGCUCUUUUCUCUAUCACCAGGUUAGACUGCUCGUGGGUGUUAUCAAAUGUGUUGGCACUGGAGACCUAACAGUUUCCGACGUCGAAAGGAUCCUGAACGCAAAGACAGUGACUGCUGCAAGUCCCAUGGCCCCUGCUUGCGGUCUUUACCUUGGAAACGUGAAUUAUGAUCUUCCCUGAAUUCAUGUUUCGGGAAAAUCGCUAUUUCUUCAGAAACAUGCAUCACCAGCAUUAUCCAUGGGAAGAACUCGCCCUUGGAUGUUGGAACUGCUCGAUCAACAAAGUUGUCCGAAGAAUAAAUAGCAAUGAAAAGUAUGUGAAAAUUUAUUUGAAAUAAGCAAAUUUUUUGGAUGUGGAAUCAAUUGAUGCUGGCUUUAACUUCUAUAGAGAUUGAUUUAAUUUAAAUCCAGAAAAAUGGCAAGUAGAUGAACGAUUUCUAGAUUC
Molecule: messenger RNA, 1592 nt
Organism: Vitis riparia (riverbank grape)
Lineage: Eukaryota; Viridiplantae; Streptophyta; Magnoliopsida; Vitales; Vitaceae
Product: tRNA pseudouridine synthase A
Exons: 11
Coding region: 150-1328 (392 amino acids)
Biological process (GO): tRNA pseudouridine synthesis
Molecular function (GO): pseudouridine synthase activity; RNA binding
Source: RefSeq, a predicted model, not a curated record